AUGAAGGCGGCUCUACCCGAAAACGGUAAGCUUUCCAAGGAGCUGAAGGAGUGUAUGCAAGAGUGUGUGUCCGAGUUUAUCCUCUUCAUCACGUCUCAGCUGAGCGACCGGUGUCUCCUAGAAAAGCGCAAGACGAUGAACGGCGAGGAUAUCCUCUGGUCGAUGUACACUCUAGGGUUCGAGCACUACGCCGAGAUGCUCAAGAUCUACUUGGCGAAGUACCGUGAGUUUGAAGCGAUGCAGGCAGCGCAGAGACCUCGGCGGAUCCGCAAAAAGAAGCCCAGAUCGGCACAGCAACCGCAGCAGAGUCUGGACUCCCAGUCGCUGGAAAUGGGGCUGACGUCGGUGCUGCCGGAUAUCCUGCCGGACGAACAAUACCUUGACGAAGUCACGCCUCACCUGGCAGUUGAUGGUGCCCCGCAAUUGCUAUCCCAGCCUCCACCGUACCCUCAGGACCCACCCUAUAAUCCUCAGUACACCAAUGAGGGUUGGUACGACGAGUGGGUGUAA
Messenger RNA from Diutina rugosa, 510 nucleotides. Its product is annotated as nuclear transcription factor Y subunit beta. The record is from RefSeq and is a predicted model, not a curated record. Lineage: Eukaryota; Fungi; Ascomycota; Pichiomycetes; Serinales; Debaryomycetaceae. Gene Ontology annotation, molecular function: protein heterodimerization activity; RNA polymerase II cis-regulatory region sequence-specific DNA binding; DNA-binding transcription activator activity, RNA polymerase II-specific. Gene Ontology annotation, biological process: regulation of transcription by RNA polymerase II. The coding region runs from base 1 to 510 and encodes 169 amino acids. The transcript has a single exon. Gene Ontology annotation, cellular component: CCAAT-binding factor complex.